AAAUCUGUCUGCCUCAUCCUUCUGCAUAGGGUUUUUCUGGUGGUCACCUCCCACUCCCACCAAUCCAUGGGGGUCCAUUGGCCCUGCUUUGGGCCCUGUCUCUCCAGAAUCUCUAUUCUUUCUCGACAGGAUCUAUCCAAGAGAAGCAAAACUACUUACCCUCACCUACCAAAGACACUGCCCAUCCAUAAGAGAGAGCCUUUGCAUUUUUAUUCAAUCAUUUAGUUCCUCUUUGUCCCAAAACUAUUAUAAUAAUUGGGGUAAAAUCACAGGGUUUAUGAAGAUUUCCUUCAUAAUCUUCCCCCAAAGGCUACAUCUAGCACUACAUCUAGAACAGGCUCAAAUUUUAAAGACCUUGGCUUUUGUAGUCACUAUAAAUACAAACCAAUUGGCCAUGACUAGACAGCCCAAGAGAAGUGACGACUGCCCAUGUGAGCAGAGUUAGGUCCAGGCAAACCAAACCAUAGUGAGUGAUUAUAAGUGAGGAAGCCUGGACAAGCUGUACCGCCGCCAACGCAGGCAGCAGCAAGGAGGGAGAAGCAGGCAGUAUAUUCUGGAAGCCAGGCAGAGGAUCAGGAACCAAAGUCUGUCACAGAAAGCUUUGCCAACCUGAUCCAUGGCUUGAAAGUGGGACACCUGACAGAUGACGUCAUUCACAAAAGCAAGAGGAUGAUUCUGGAUACGCUGGGGGUGGGGUUCCUGGGGACCAGCACAGAAGUGUUUCACAAAGUUAGCCAAUAUAGUAAGAUCUACAAUUCCAACCCAUCCAGCACCGUUUGGGGUCGGUCGGACUUCAGGCUCCCACCCACAUAUGCUGCUUUUGUAAAUGGUGUGGCGAUUCACUCGAUGGAUUUUGAUGACACGUGGCACCCCGCCACCCACCCUUCUGGGGCUGUCCUUCCUGUCCUCACAGCUUUAGCAGAAGCCCUGCCUGAGAGUCCAAAGUUUUCUGGCCUUGACCUGCUGCUGGCUUUCAACGUGGGUAUUGAGGUGCAAGGCCGAUUAUUGCAGUUCUCCAAGGAAGCCAGGGACAUACCAAAACGAUUCCAUCCCCCUUCUGUGGUAGGAACUUUGGGCAGUGCUGCUGCUGCAUCCAAGUUUUUAGGACUCAGCUUGACAAAGUGCCGAGAGGCCCUGGCCAUUGCUGUUUCUUAUGCCGGGGCGCCCUUGGCAAAUGCUGCCACCCAGACCAAGCCCCUCCACGUGGGCAAUGCUGCCAGGCACGGGAUAGAAGCCACUUUCCUGGCGAUGCUGGGUCUCCAAGCGAACAAGAAGAUCUUGGACCUGGAGAGAGGGUUUGGGGCCUUUUAUGCCAACUAUUCCCCGAAAGCCCUUCCAAGCCUGGAUUCCCACGUUUGGCUGCUGGAGCAGCAGGACGUAGCCUUCAAGCGUUUCCCCGCUCACCUGUCCACCCACUGGGUGGCUGACGCAGCUGCAGCCGUGAGGAGGCAUCUUGUGCUUUCAGACGGGGCCCUGCUUCCUAUCGACUGCAUUGAGAGCAUCGUGCUGAGGAUUCCAGAUGUGCAGUAUGUCAACAGGCCCUUCCCAGACUCGGAGCACGAAGCCCGCCAUUCCUUCCAGUACGUGGCCUGUGCCAUGCUGCUGGAUGGCGGCGUCACUGUCCCAUCCUUCUACAAACACCAGAUCGGAAGGCCACAGCUCAGGGAGUUGCUGAGGAAGGUGAGGCUGGAGCACCCUCCAGACAACCUGCCGAGUUUCAACACGCUGUACUGCCAGAUAAGUGUCACCCUCAAGGAUGGAACCACCUUCACAGAGCGCUCAGAUACUUUCUAUGGUCACUGGAGGAAACCACUGAGCCAGAAGGAUCUACAGGAAAAAUUCAAGGCCAAUGCCUCCAGGAUGCUGUCCUGCCACACGGUGGCAAGUCUUCUAAAGGUAGUAGAAAAGCUGGAAGAACUAGAAGACUGCUCUGUGCUGACCACACUUCUGAGAGGCCCCUCUCCUCCAGAGGAGGCUUCCAAAGUACGCAGCCUGUAACCUCUCCCAGUGCUUAUCAACAUCUAAACCACUUCGCUUAGGGAGAUUCAAUGAUUUGCUUUAUAAAGUGAGGGUCUGGUGCUCAUUCAGCCUAGGAAUUAAAAAAAAAAACAAGGUGGAACCA
Molecule: messenger RNA, 2122 nt
Organism: Castor canadensis (American beaver)
Lineage: Eukaryota; Metazoa; Chordata; Mammalia; Rodentia; Castoridae
Gene: Acod1
Product: aconitate decarboxylase 1
Biological process (GO): defense response
Cellular component (GO): mitochondrion
Molecular function (GO): aconitate decarboxylase activity
Source: RefSeq, a predicted model, not a curated record